Rosa chinensis is the source of this 1180-nucleotide messenger RNA. Its product is annotated as homeobox protein knotted-1-like 1. Gene Ontology annotation, molecular function: DNA binding. Gene Ontology annotation, cellular component: nucleus. Bases 455 to 934 code for a protein of 159 amino acids. NCBI's taxonomy places the organism in Eukaryota, Viridiplantae, Streptophyta, Magnoliopsida, Rosales, Rosaceae. The transcript is spliced from 5 exons. The record is from RefSeq and is a predicted model, not a curated record.
CGAUUUGAUGAUGACGAUGAUGCUAGCUUGUGAAAUCAAUGGUGCUAAUUUAGCUAGUACUGGUACUAGUAACAAGGCUCCCAUUGUUCGAGAAACUAGCCCCUUGAUAAGUUCCUUUCUUCAUGUAAAAAGACAGAAAAAAGAAAAGAGGGAGAUAGCGAAAAGGCCAAGAGACCCACCAGUCUUUGCUUUCCCUCUCCAUGAAUAUGAAUUCAUUAUUAGCUAGCUAGUGUGUUCUCAGUCGACUACUGAGUAGAGUCUGACUGAUGUUGUACCAUUCGGGCAUGCACUCAUUCAGAUUAUUAUGCAUGCAUUAGUCAUUCCAUUGCUGAACUCCAAAAAUGGGAGCGUCAGUAAUCUACAGUACAACCCCUCCACGGUGGCCUUUCUAUGAGUGAACAUAUAUAGCUUUUAGUUCGUCUCCAUCAUCUCUGUUGUUUAACUUGGAGUAUAUAUGGAGGCUUUCACGGGUAGUUACAAGGAGAAAGAAAACCAAGAAGAAAAUCAAGAUAAUCAUCAUCAUGAGCUCCUCAAAACUAGAAUCUCUAGCCAUCCUUUAUAUGGGCUCUUGGUUGAAACUCACCUAGACUGUCUGAAGGUAGGUGGUAAUGAAGAUGACCUAGAGGAAAGUGAUGCCCUCAGGGAUUAUAUGAAGCAGCUUGACAAUCACAAGACCAGUACUUUAGGAGAAUCAGAGCUCGAUCACUUCAUGGAAGCAUAUUGCUUGGCACUUAGGAAGCUGAAGGAAGCAAUGGAGGAACCUCACCAAAAGUCCAUGACUUUCAUAACUAACAUGCACCAUCAACUCAAGGAGCUAACCGCCACCAGGUCUCAUCUUGAUCUACCUGAAUCACCUGCCAGCUUCCACCACCACCGCCACACUUCUGGUGAAAGAAAGCCAGAGAUGAUCGACUGUGCCAGAAGAUCGAUCUAGAGCACAGGGACAGGAUGCAGCUCAUGUAUGGAACAUGAUUUUAAUUUGCGAAAUUAGGCGAAUGAAAGUCAGCAUUUUGUAGUUGUUAUUCAGUAGUGCCAUGUGCCAGAAGUCCAUUGGCUUAUGUGCUUGGUAUAAAUAGCCGGCUAUGCUAUUGCUGUAACUAACUUUAGUUCUUUGCAUUUUUCUUCCUCUGUAACGAAACAAACUCCAUUUCUCUCUCUAAUUCAAGGUUGCAUCUCUGCG